Messenger RNA from Eurypyga helias (sunbittern), 1283 nucleotides. Its product is annotated as 1-phosphatidylinositol 4,5-bisphosphate phosphodiesterase eta-1-like. Gene Ontology annotation, biological process: phosphatidylinositol-mediated signaling; lipid metabolic process. The record is from RefSeq and is a predicted model, not a curated record. NCBI's taxonomy places the organism in Eukaryota, Metazoa, Chordata, Aves, Eurypygiformes, Eurypygidae. The annotation marks the transcript as partial. The transcript has 8 exons. Gene Ontology annotation, molecular function: phosphatidylinositol-4,5-bisphosphate phospholipase C activity; calcium ion binding.
UUGAGAGAUGCAUGAGUGUUAUGCAGUCUGGGACCCAGAUGGUUAAGCUGAAGAGUGGAACCAAAGGGCUAGUUCGUCUCUUCUAUCUGGAUGAGCACAGGACCUGCAUCCGAUGGAGACCGUCCAGGAAAAGCGAAAAGGCAAAAAUUGUCAUAGAUUCCAUUUACAAAGUCACCGAAGGCCGGCAGUCUGAGAUCUUCCACCGCCAUGCGGAGGGGAACUUCGACCCAAGCUGCUGCUUUACCAUUUACCAUGGCAACCACAUGGAGUCUCUGGACCUGAUUACUUCUAACCCAGAAGAAGCUCGCACCUGGAUCACCGGACUGAAAUAUUUGAUGGCUGGAAUAAGUGAUGAGGAUUCCCUUGCUAAGCGACAGAGAACACACGAUCACUGGGUCAAACAGACCUUUGAGGAGGCUGACAAGAACGGAGAUGGCCUGCUGAAUAUUGAAGAGAUCCACCAGCUGAUGCAUAAACUGAACGUUAACCUGCCCCGCAGGAAGGUCCGGCAGAUGUUUCAGGAAGCAGACACAGAUGAGAACCAAGGGACCCUAAAUUUUGAAGAAUUUUCAGUCUUCUACAAGAUGAUGUCCUUACGUCGAGAUCUCUACUUACUGCUCUUAAGUUACAGUGACAAGAAGGAUCAUCUCACUGUUGAAGAACUUGCUCAGUUUCUGAAGGUGGAACAAAAGAUGAAUAAUGUGACGCCAGAAUAUUGUCUUGACAUCAUACAGAAAUUUGAAGUAUCAGAAGAAAACAAGAAGCAAAAUGUUCUUGGGAUUGAAGGUUUCACCAACUUCAUGCGCAGUCCUGCUUGCGACGUGUUUAAUCCGCUGCAUUGCGAAGUGCAUCAGGAUAUGGAUCAGCCCCUCUGUAACUACUUUAUUGCUUCAUCUCACAACACGUACCUGACCGGCGACCAGCUGCUGUCCCAGUCCAGAGUGGAGAUGUAUGCGCAAGUGCUGCAGGACGGCUGUCGGUGUAUCGAAGUGGAUUGCUGGGAUGGUCCAGAUGGAGAGCCAGUAGUGCACCAUGGCUAUACUCUUACUUCUAAAAUACUCUUCCGUGAUGUGGCAGAAACUAUCAAUAAAUACGCCUUCAUCAAAAAUGAGUUUCCAGUGAUCCUGUCUAUUGAAAACCAUUGCAGUAUUCAGCAGCAGCAGAAGAUCGCACAGUACUUGAAGGAGAUAUUCAGUGACAAACUCGACUUGUCAUCUGUAAUCACUGGAGAUUCCAGACAGCUUCCUAGCCCUCAAAAUUUGAAAGGGAAAAUCCUAGUGAAG